This is a messenger RNA of Nezara viridula (southern green stink bug), 454 nucleotides long. The record is from the annotation of a GenBank genome assembly. Lineage: Eukaryota; Metazoa; Arthropoda; Insecta; Hemiptera; Pentatomidae.
AUGGCCACUGUGGCUGGUCUCUACGGCUUCGACGACAACAGGCCCAACUUCCAGCGCAGGAACGUACAGAGGGAUGACACGGUGGAGUGUGGGAUACUCCAAGCAGGCUCCUUUGAUGCCACACUCCAGUCCUAUGAAUCUCAUUCGCUCCUCUCUCCUCUUUGCUCUCUAAAUGCCCUACUAGUCCUUUGUAAGGCCAUGUUAUUCCUGAGGUCAGUCUGUUCUUCAAGUUCGGAAGAGGAUAGACGAAACAAUAAUUUGGAGUGUAGCAAACCCCACCGCGAGAUAGUAUCUCCUAUCGUCUUUUUAAUACUUUAAAAAGCAUUUUUUCGAAAUUAUUUUCUUUUCUUAAAUUGCUAUACUAUAGUUUAAGAAACGGUCAGUUGAUUAGUAUAACUUCCGAUAAAUUUUUACAAAUUUGAGAAAACGCUAAGAACAUAUAAGUUAUUUUUUC